Molecule: messenger RNA, 3271 nt
Organism: Cornus florida
Lineage: Eukaryota; Viridiplantae; Streptophyta; Magnoliopsida; Cornales; Cornaceae
Exons: 8
Coding region: 1420-3084 (554 amino acids)
Biological process (GO): protein dephosphorylation
Molecular function (GO): protein serine/threonine phosphatase activity
Source: RefSeq, a predicted model, not a curated record
AGGGGCGUGGGUCCCACCUUCUUUUUCCUUUUUUUUUUUUUUUUUUAAAUUCUCACCACUAUACAUACCAUAAUUACAUGUAUAUAUAUAUAUAAAGAAAACACAAGACAUUACAUUGCAGAUGUUCAAGAAAUGGUGCAACAGCACAAUAGUUUGCAAAAACAGCUUCUUGUUGACACCUUAGAACUGUGUCCUGGCAUUGCUGACGUCAAUAGUGGAAUCAAGAAAGUACUAAUUGUUUUUGAUGAUGUGAAUGAGAGCUCUCAACUUGCUAGUCUUUUGGGAAAGAAUGAUCAGUUUGGCUCUGGAAGCAGAAUCAUAGUUACAACUAGAGACAAACAUGUUUUAAAUGCUCUUGGUGUUGAUGGGUUUUAUAAACCCUCACGUUUGAAUAAUGUGCAAUCUCUUCAACUUCUCAGCAUUCAUGCCUUUAGAAUUAUCUUUCCUCCAGAAGAUUAUGUUAGUAUCUCUAAAAAGAUCGUGUCUGUAACUUUUGGGAUUCCCCUCGCCCUUGAGGUUAUAGGAUCAUUUCUAUCUGACAAAGUUUUAUGGAUAGAUACAUUGAAAAAGUUGAAGAACAUACCGGACUUUGAAGUCCAAAAAAAACUGAGCAUAAGUUAUGAAGCACUAAAUUAUGAGCAACAACAAAUAUUUCUCGAUAUUGCUUGUUUUUUUGUUGGGAUGGAUAAAACAUAUGUAUCUUACAUGUGGGAUGGUUGUGACUACAAUCCAGAGAAGGAAAUAAAUGUUCUAUGUCUAAUGUCUCUGGUAAAAAUAGGAGAUGAUAAUUUGUUGAGGAUGCAUCAUCAACUUAGAGAUCUAGGAAGGGAAAUUGUUCGUCAAGAAAGUUUCAAGAAUCCAGGCUAUCGUAGUAGAUUGUGGAAUCACAAGGAAGCCUUGGACAUAUUGGAGGGACGGAGGGGAACAGAAAAGGUUGAAGCCCUGAGUCUUCACUUUGAAUUAAGGCCUGAAAGGAAGCCUCGCUUUACGAGUAAGGAAUUCACAAAACUAGAAAAUCUAAGAUAUCUCUGAGUGGAUGGAGCAGAAAUUGUUGGGAAUUUUGAGCAUCUUCUGCCCAAGUUAAGAUGGCUUAAUUGGCACAGGUGCCCUCCGCAGUUUAAGCCUACCAAUUUUCAUUUGAAGAAUCUAGUCAUUGUUGAUCUAUCAAACAGUGGCAUCACAGAAGAUUGGGGGGGUUGGAAUCAAUUAAAGGUGGCAAAUAAGUUGAAAGUUCUACAACUGGCUAAUUGUGCAUUAAGGAGAACUCCAGACUUUUCAUCAUAUGCAACUCUGGAGAUAUUGAUUGUUCGACGCUGCAAAAGUUUGCUUGAAAUUGACCCUUCCAUUGGUAAUCUGAAGAAUUUAAGAGUGCUUGACAUUUCAUAUGCUGAUAUAAGGAAGUUACCUGAUGAAAUUUGGAUGUUAAAGAAGCUGGAAAUGAUAGAUGUGUCAUCAUGCUAUUACCUUCGGGAGGGAAUUCCUAGUGAUAUAGGGAGCCUAUCAUCUUUGAGAUUCUUGAACUUUUAUAAUAACAAAUUUCAAAGCCUACCACCGAGCAUUUGGGGGCUCUCUUGCCUCCAAACCCUUGAAUUGGUUGGCAAAAGGCUUCAAUUGCUGCCAGAGCUUCCCUGGAAUCUGAGGACUUUGGAAGUUGCUUGUAUCCCUGUUCAUACCGGUUCUGUUAAUUCACGGGGGUUACACCUUAUUGUGGACUUUGAGUUUGUGGAGGUCCCUAGUAGUAUUGGGCAAUUAUGGAGUUUGGAGAGAUUGUUCUUCAAUUCUACCAACAUUAGGACCCUACCCCAAGAGACUUUUGCCCUUCCCCAGCUGAAGUGGCUCGAUGUACAAUUCUGUCACAAUCUUCAGUUUUUACCUACGUUACCUUCAAGUCUGGUCAAUUUAUCUCUUACAUUUUGUCCUUUACUGGAAACUUUGCCGGAUCUAUCCAACUUGACAAAUUUGCAGCAAUUAUCAUUUAAAAAUUGCAUUAAGUUAAAAGAGAUUCCAGGGAUUGGAAAAUUAGAAUCAUUGAGAAAGUUGGGCUUAUAUUCGUGCCAUAAGCUAGCCAAUCUUGAUCUGCUUGAACAGUUUUCAUGUUUAGAAUCCUUGGAGAUGAGUGGGAGUGAAGACCUUGAUGAAAAGCCAUAUCUGUCAAACCUAAAGAAGUUAGAAAUAGUAUCUAUUUCUGAUUGUGCAGAACUCAAUAAAAUCCAAGGACUUGGCAAAUUAACUUCAUUGAAAUAUUUGUUUUUGCAUCGUUGCACGAAUUUACAUUGGAUUGAAGACCUUGGGGCUUUGAAAUCUUUGGUGGCAUUGGACUUGUCCGGGUGCACAUUACUAAAUCAACACCCAGUUGCGCCUCAGUUGCCCUUGGACAAACAGAUGAGUGCAUCAUUUGACCAGAGUGUUUUUGAGGUGGAUUGUGUGCCGCUUUGGGGAUUUACAUCUAUGUGUGGAAGGAGACCAGAGAUGGAAGAUGCAGUUGCAACUGUACCUCAAUUUUGGAAAAUUCCAAUUCAAAUGCUUAUCAGUGACCGGCUAGUUGAUGGCAUGAGCUGGUUUUCAAGUCAUUUGUCAGCUCAUUUCUUUGGAGUCUAUGAUGGCUACGGAGGCUCUCAGGUUGCAAGCUGUUGUUGUGAUCGAGUUCAUUUUGCUUUGACUGAGGAGUUGGAAAAUGUUAUGGCCAGCUCCAAUGAUGGAAAUAUUAAGGGUAAUUGCCAAGAGCAGUGGAGAACAGCAUUCACCAACUGUUUUCUCAAGGUUGAUACUGAGGUCGGAGGACAAGAUGAUAUUGGACCUGUUGCUCCUGAAACUGUUGGUUCUACUGCUGUUGUAGCUAUCGUUUGUUCAUCUCAUAUCAUAGUGGCAAAUUGUGGUAAUUCAAGAGCAGUCCUGUGUCGUGGGAAAGAGCCUGUGGCAUUGUCUGUAGAUCACAAACCGGAUCGAGGAGAUGAAUGUGCAAGGAUUGAAGCAGCUGGAGGAAAGAUCAUACAUUGGAAUGGGCCCCGAGUUUUUGGCGUUCUUGCAAUGUCAAGGUCCAUUGGGACGUAUACUGUAUCUGAAGACAUUUUAUCGCCAUGUUAGUACGUAGGUUCUAACAAGAUGUACCAUUAUGAACAAUGUCAAUUAGGGUGACAGAUAUUUGAAACCAUGGAUCAUUCCAGAUCCAGAAGUGAUGUUUAUUCCUCGAACAAAAGACGAUGAAUGCCUCAUUCUGGCCAGCGAUGGUUUAUGGGAUGUCAUGACGAAUGAGGAAGUUUGUGAUAUUGCU